Molecule: messenger RNA, 1989 nt
Organism: Eutrema salsugineum
Lineage: Eukaryota; Viridiplantae; Streptophyta; Magnoliopsida; Brassicales; Brassicaceae
Product: U-box domain-containing protein 15
Exons: 4
Coding region: 1-1989 (662 amino acids)
Biological process (GO): protein ubiquitination; cell surface receptor signaling pathway
Cellular component (GO): cytoplasm; nucleus
Molecular function (GO): ubiquitin-protein transferase activity; protein binding
Source: RefSeq, a predicted model, not a curated record
AUGAUCGUGAUGGACGUAGAUGAAGAAGUCACAGGAGAUGUAGAGAACAUUGAAGAACUCGUCACUGUAGAAGAAUCGAUCGAUGGUGAACAUGCGGUGGAGAUUGACGAGGAAGAAGAACGGAUUGGUGAUGUGAAAGAUGAUUUGGUGAGGGAGAUCAUAACCAUAGUUGAGUUUUUGGAUCAGAUUAACGACUAUAGACGAACACAACAAAAAGAAUGUUUCAACCUCGUUAGAAGAUUGAAAAUUCUUGUUCCAUUUAUGGAUGAGAUUCGAGGUUUUGAAUAUCCUUCGCCAGAAAGUUGCAUGCACUUUCUCUAUCGUUUGAGGAAAGUGAUUCUAGUUGCUAGAAAAUUGUUGGAAACUUGCAACAAUGGCAGCAAAAUAUAUUUGGCAUUGGAUAGCGAAUCGAUAAUGACAAGAUUUCAUUCAAUUUAUGAAAAGCUGAAUCGUGUUCUAGUUAAAACUCCUUUUGAUGAGUUGAGGAUUUCUGAUGAAGUAAAAGAUGAGAUUGAUUCAUUAUGUAAGCAAUUAAAAAGAGCAAAGAGAAGGACAGACACACAAGACAUAGAGCUCGCAGUAGACAUGAUGGUGGUCUUCUCAAAAACUGAUCCUCGAAAUUCGGAUAGCGCUAUUAUAGAAAGGCUUGCAAAAAAACUUGAGCUACAAACAAUGGAGGAUUUAAAGACAGAAGCCAUAGCCAUAAAAAAACUAAUCCAAGAAAAAGGUGGGUUAAGCAUAGAGACUAAACAACAUAUCAUUGAGCUGCUUUACAAGUUCAAGAAGCUUCAAGGUGUUGAAGCUACCGACAUUCUCUACGAACCAGUUAUCAAUAAAUCAUUCACCAAGUCCACAUCUCUAAUACUACCUCACGAGUUUUUGUGUCCAAUCACAUUGGAAAUAAUGCUAGACCCGGUUAUCAUCGCUACAGGACAGACAUAUGAAAAGGAUAGUAUACAGAAGUGGUUUGAUGCGGGGCAUAAGACUUGUCCAAAAACCAGACAGACGUUAGAUCAUCUCUCUCUUGCGCCAAAUUAUGCCUUGAAGAACUUAAUUUUGCAGUGGUGUGAGAAGAACAAGUUCAAGCUUCCAGGAAAAGAAAUAUCUUCACAUUCGGAAUAUGACUUGGAAAAACAGAAAGAUGAGGUACCUUUGCUGGUGGAAGCAUUAUCGUCAAGCCAAUUGGAAGAACAAAGAAAAUCUGUGAAGCAGAUGCGUUUGCUUGCUAGAGAAAAUCCAGAGAACCGAGUUUUAAUAGCUAAUGCAGGAGGUAUCCCUUUAUUAGUUCAACUCCUUUCUUACCCUGAUUCGGGGAUCCAAGAGAAUGCGGUUACAACUUUGUUGAAUCUAUCUAUUGAUGAGGUCAACAAGAAACUCAUCUCAAAUGAAGGAGCCAUUCCAAGUAUUAUUGAAAUUCUUCAAAACGGAAACAGAGAGGCAAGAGAAAACUCUGCUGCAGCAUUGUUUAGUUUAUCGAUGCUUGACGAGAACAAAGUAACAAUCGGAUUAUCAAAUGGGAUCCCACCAUUGGUCGAAUUACUACAAAAUGGGACAUUAAGAGGGAAGAAAGAUGCUCUCACUGCACUCUUUAACUUAUCCCUUAAUUCAGCUAAUAAAGGGAGAGCCAUUGAUGCUGGUAUCGUUCAACCGUUGCUACAACUUUUGAAAGACAGAAACUUAGGAAUGAUCGAUGAAGCACUUUCGAUUCUGUUGCUUCUUGCAUCACACCCUGAGGGACGUCAAACCAUUGGACAACUGUCGUUCAUUGAAACUCUAGUGGAAUUCAUCAGAGAAGGCACACCAAAGAAUAAAGAGUGUGCAACCUCGGUGCUACUUGAACUAGGCUCUAACAACUCAUCUUUUAUUCUGGCUGCACUUCAGUUUGGAGUCUAUGAACAUCUUGUAGAAAUAGCCAGCUCAGGAACAAACAGAGCUCAAAGGAAAGCAAAUGCACUUAUACAACUCAUAAGCAAAUCCGAACAAAUUUAG